AUGGCUUCCUCUAACGCCAAUACGCCUGCUGCUCUAAACUCACUUUCAGACACGGCCAUCGCUCUCUUGCAACAGCUCGAGACCGUUCUCACCACUAUCAACGCUGGCAAAGAUGCUGCACAGCAGCCUAGUGCUUCCUCGACCACACCAGUUGAUGCUCUUUCUCUUGCGCAUGAUUCUGCUUCUCUAAUCAAGGCGCAUUCGACCAAGAUCUCCGUGUUGAUUAUCAACGAACCCUUUACACCUUCGGCUAUCAUCAAGGUCCUACGCGAACUUGUCUCUGGUCCUAUCCCAGGCAUCGCAACGGCCGCCCAGUCAUGUGACGCCGAGCGAUACACUGCGACCUUCCGCAAGGAUCUGUCAUGGAAGUGUUAUAUAGUCUUGAAAGAACUUCGAGGACUCAUCGAGAAGAUCCCCAGAGACGGCAAGAUUCUUUCAGUAGCCCAGAAGAACGGCUCCACUACGGCAACAGGCAAGGGAAGCAUGGCUGCUACGGGAGUUAUCUGGUCUGCCUGUGAUGAAGUUAUGCAAUUUUCCAAGGGAGGGAUUGGCAGCUGCUUUGUCAAAAAGGUUGAGGAAUUUAGGGCGACGUUGAAAGAUGUGAUGGAGGAGCUCAAGGAAUGGGGUGAUGAGGAACCUGAAGACGACGAGGAAAGCGAUGCUGACGACUUGGACCACGACUCCGCAUUGGGCUCCAUGAUGCCCUCGACGCAGGAGAUGAUCGACGAUAUGAUGGGUAACCAACAGACGAUUCCUCGCGACGACCCCGACAAGAUCCGUGACCGUCUCGAAUCAUGCCUGAAGCGACUGAGGUUGACUACCCUUCUCUACCAGGCUAUUGUCAAGCGACGCUUCAAGACUCUGCCCUCUUUGCCUGCCGAUAAAUCAGAUAUUCCUCAGCGUCUGGAUGAGUCUAUGCGCAUCCUCAGAAAACUGCCACACAUGUUCGAUGAGCUAGCGGGUGCUUUCUACGAGCUCUCACCGGAGGAGAUUGAUCGCGUUAUGAGUCUCUGCUUUAACGAGAUCGUCGCUCUUUCCGAGUUACUCAAAACACCAUGGAGCGGUGAGAAGGAUGAGUUUUCCGAGUGGGUUGUCAAGUUCCAAGCCGAGAUCAACAAAGGCUGA
Molecule: messenger RNA, 1125 nt
Organism: Colletotrichum truncatum
Lineage: Eukaryota; Fungi; Ascomycota; Sordariomycetes; Glomerellales; Glomerellaceae
Biological process (GO): regulation of cell cycle
Cellular component (GO): nucleus
Source: RefSeq, a predicted model, not a curated record